Monopterus albus (swamp eel) is the source of this 3261-nucleotide messenger RNA. RefSeq names its product sperm associated antigen 1a (gene spag1a). Gene Ontology annotation, molecular function: protein binding. Gene Ontology annotation, cellular component: cytosol. The record is from RefSeq and is a predicted model, not a curated record. NCBI's taxonomy places the organism in Eukaryota, Metazoa, Chordata, Actinopteri, Synbranchiformes, Synbranchidae. The transcript has 8 exons. The coding region runs from base 66 to 1232 and encodes 388 amino acids.
AGAUGUAGCUGCAGCUUUGAGAGGAGGGAGGAAGGGUUUGAACACACUGCAGAGGGAGUGCAGCUAUGGGGAACACACAGGAGAAACCUCCAGGUGGAGGAGGGGGAGCUACAUCGGAUACGGGAACGAGAAGUUGGAAUACAGGGAGCAACGCAGAAAAGCCCCAGACUCAGAGAGCUCCAGAGAAGGGGCUUGCCAACGGCACUCAGGGGCAAAACAGCCCCACUGCUGGACAAGGGGAGCAGGACAGCCCUGCAGUGGACACAAAUUACCUGGAUGCCCCUGCUGGAGCCCUUCCUCCUCACCUGGCCCGGCUCAAGAAUGAGGGAAACCACCUCUUCAAGCAUGGUCAGUUUGGAGACGCCUUGGAGAAGUACACUCAGGCCAUUGAUGAAUGUGCUGAAGCAGGCAUUGAUAGUCCAGAAGACCUGUGUAUUCUCUACUCCAACAGAGCCGCCUGUUACCUGAAGGAUGGAAGUAGCACCGACUGCAUAAAUGACUGCACCAAGGCUUUGGAGCUGCAGCCCUACUCCUUGAAGCCCCUGUUGCGCAGAGCUAUGGCUUAUGAGUCACUGGAGCGCUACAGAAAGGCCUAUGUGGAUUAUAAGACUGUGCUGCAGCUGGACACCGGGGUUCAGGCAGCACAUGACAGCGUCCACAGGAUCACCAAGAUGCUGAUCAAGCAGGACGGGCCUGGUUGGAGAGAGAAGCUUCCAGAAAUUCCCAUCGUCCCUCUGUCUGUCCAGCAGCAACACAGACAGAAACCAAUCAGCAUCGAGCUGGCCCAGGCCCGAGCCGCCAGAGCUGCACAAGAGGAAGCCAGAAGGAAAGCAGCCCACUUUACGUUGUUGAAAAAGGAAGGCAAUGAUCUGGUCAAGAAAGGACACUUCCGAGUGGCUCUGGAAAAGUACAGUGAAUGUCUUGUCCUCAAACCUGAUGAAUGUGCUCUCUACACAAACAGAGCCAUUUGCCUACUGAAACUAAGUCGCUUUGAAGAGGCCAAACAGGACUGUGACUCUGCUCUGCAGCUGGAGCCGGGCAACAAGAAAGCCUUCUACAGACGGGCCCUGGCUUAUAAAGGUUUACAGGACUACCUGUCUGCCAGCAGUGACCUCCAGGAAGUCCUCCAGCUGGACCCAAAUGUUCAGGAGGCUGAGCAGGAGCUUGAGGUGGUGACAGGUUUGUUGAGACAAAGCCUGAUGGACAACGUGACACACACACCACAGGCGUGAUGGCUCUUUGUGGACUGGGGUAGAAGAAUGAAACAGGUAUGGACACUGUACUGUAGCAGUUCUGGAGGAAAAGGACUUUUAAAGCCAUAGAGUAAGUAAGAACUUUAAAACAUGGAAGUGACUAACAUUGACUUUUAGGAUGAGCUCCUCGGACAACCAGUGUUUCAGCUCUGCACCACCGGCAAUGUGUGCAAACCACACCAUAACACCUGAGUACACAACCUUACAUAAUGGACAGCUUUGUUUAGAAAGGCUUAUCUCAAGGUACUUGUUACCUGCUUGCACUAUACUGUAAAUCAUUUGUUACAAUAUUAAUGUACAGAUUCUUGUAAUGAUAAUGUGGAAGGAGAGGGUCUAAUGUGUGCCUUAUUGAAACUUCAGCACAGCUAGGAUGACAGAUUAAAAGUUGUGUUUUGAUUGGGUUUUAAAGCUGUUGUGUGUGGCGCCAAAAUGAUUCACUGAGCUUAUGGCAGGAGAACUAAUUCAAACACAUUAUGUGUUGGAGGUACAGGUUAUGUGUAAUUGUAUGUGGAAAUAAGAGAGGCCCGAAAUACCUUUAAAAACAUCCAAAGGUUAUAAAUCCAGAAAAAUGUUGCACAUUUCUACAGGUAAAGUACCUCCAUAGUGAAGCAUCAUGCCCUAACUUUAAAUUUAAGAUGGUAAAAUAAUGAAUUUCCAGUUAAAAAUAUCCAAAAAGUCUUGUUAUAAGGUGUCUUAUCACUGGUUUUAGAUAAAUAUCCAGCUACCUAAGGUAGGGUUAGAGGUAAUCACGUACUGUAAGAUUUACUUUUGGUCUCAGGUUCAAGUUUGAAUGCAGCCAGGAUAACUGUGUGUUGUUGUGCAUGUAUAAGAGUUUAAGUUUCACACGUCUCCCGCUGCAUCUGUCACAACUCAUGUUCACAUCUUUGCUGCAGCAAGGAGCUUAGAAAAUACAUGCGCUAUUAGUUUGAUUAAAGGGCCUUUACGUGGAUUUCAUUUCUUUCUGUAACACUCAAAAACGUAAAAUAUUUGUAUAGCACAAUAUGCAACAAUUAUUUCGCUUGUACUUUGCAGUAUUGGUGUAUUAAUUCGGUUUGUCCAACAUAUGACCUUGGUUAAUUCCUUUUUUUCCCUUGUUUUCUACUGAAUGCUUUGAGGCUUAAGCGUUACAAAUUAUGUGUCGCUUCACAAAAUGUAAGAGCAUGUACUGUAUGUAAAUAAACUCUGUGAACGCUUUAAUGUGCCUUUCUCCAAGUUCAUAAUAAGGCACUUUUACCCCCUUUGUGUAGAACGAAUAUGUCCGUCACUAAAGCUGCUCAAUGGUCACAACAGUAACUGUACAGUGUGACUGACUGCACCACAACAUGACAAUCAAAAUCAUUUCCAUGUCAAAAUGUACAGACAGCAAAGCCUGAUUGAGAAUUUUAUUUAAUGAUAUGCAUUAAAUGCAAAUAAUAAAGCAAACAAUCAGGAAAUACAUUUUAUAAAUGGUAAUUCUUUUGUCCCAGUUAGAAAACAGACCUGGCAUUAGUCUUCAAAUAAUAACAUAAAACUCAGAGAAAUCAAACCUUUGUUUUCCCAUUGAGGGACCAUCAGUCUCUGAUGACCAACUCAUUACUCUGAGAUGAUUGAUGCAGAGUCUAGCUGGUUGAGAAAGAGAAAUCUGGUCAAUGAACUACAGCUUCUGAAAGAAAGAUGUAUCAUUGCACUCAGAUGCUGAUCACUUUGAAUAAAAAAAAUCAUUAGAACAGAGCUGACCAACAACACAGGGGAACUGACUUCAGCCAAAAAGUGACUUAAACGCAAACAUUUUGUUCUUCAGUUUGCAGGGACCGCCCCAGAUUUAGGUUUAGUCCAAUGCUGCGCUGCCACGGCAUAAUAACUCCAUUAACACUUCUGUCAAGUGUUCUAGUUUUAACUGCAGUGGCCUGAAAGCAGUCUUUGGUAGGCCACACCAGCAAUGCAGAGGCCGAGUAUUUAGCAUCUGGUUUCAUGCAUGUUAUAAGGCCAACACAAUUCAUUCUCUUGAUUUUUAUGUUUACCAUUUGAA